Messenger RNA from Symbiodinium sp. CCMP2456, 914 nucleotides. The record is from the annotation of a GenBank genome assembly. Lineage: Eukaryota; Dinophyceae; Suessiales; Symbiodiniaceae.
GACGUAAUUCAGACAGCGUGUUUGCCCUUCGAUCAUCGUACAGGGGCCGACAUUGCGGCAAAGGAUCUCGCUCUCGAUCGAACCUGGGCGUUGGUCCGCCUGUUCAUUGUGACUGCAAUUUUUCACUGGCGUCACGCCAAAAAGCAGCGAGUUUUUGCGCGAGAGUUCGAUGACAAGCACAUGGAGAUGCGAGAUUACGCCCUCUUUGUGGAUGGCUUUCCACCUUCAGCAACCUCCGAAAAGGAGUUGACAACCUACCUGCAGGAUGCCUGCAACAAGCUGCCGACCAGGCUGUUGCCAGAGAUCGUCGGGGUCUCCAUUGGCUUCGACUUCCACAACGACGUGGAGUUCAUCCAGAAGGAGCUCGAGGAAGAACUGAUGAUCCUGGGCUCCGGAGACAGCCUAGGUCGGCCAGAUCGCUUUGGCAAAUUCGAAGGGGAAAGCAUCCGCGAAAUGAUGCACGAAGUGCGAGAAGCCUGGCGCGAAGGGGAAAGGUCAGGCGCAGGUGCGGAGCAAGCUGAAGUACACGUCAGCAGCGUCGUCAACUUGGACGACAGCUCUACAGAGGGCUCGUCAAACACCGACUUCGACAACUCUGAGCAAGACUCCCUAAACGAGCUUGUGGAAGAAUCCAUGAAUUCGGCCCUGCUCUCCUCCACCAAAGCAGAGGAAGUUCGCGAGCGGCUGCGGGCUAUCAAGAACUCUGGUCGAGUCGUUGUAGUGUUCCGCUACCCGGUCAACAACAAGGAAGCGGCAAGGAAUCUGCAGCGGGCACUGGACCAGAAUCCGUAUGACGGGCAGAAGUUGGAGGUUCAUUUGCUGCCUGCGGACCCACCGAGCCUCCUCUGGGAGCAUUUCAUCAUGGGCUUGAAGACCCGGGAGCAGGUCUGUUGCUUCUUCUGCCUAAGUCCAAG